CGGCCGCCCGAUGAGGGGCCCGCCGCCGUCCGGCCAUGAACGCGCAGCUGGCCCUGGAGGCGCUGGGGGACCUGUCGGGGCUGAGCCAUGAGGCGGUGGGCGGCCCGGCGGGCGAGCUGCUGAGCGGCGCCCACCCCCGCGGGCCGGCGGCCCACCGCGCCGCGCCGCUGGCCGCUCCCCCGCGCCCGCUGGCCAUGGCCGGCCUGCUGGACGGCGGCGCCGCCGACUACCCGGGCCCGGCCGCCGCGCCCCCGGCCCGGGGCCCGGACCCCGCGCUGGCCGGCGCCCUGCACCCCACCCUGACCAUGGCGUGCGAGACGCCCCCGGGCCUGGGCGGCAGCGGCUCCUACACCACGCUGACGCCCCUGCAGCCGCUGCAGCCGCUGCCCCCCAUCUCCACCGUGGCCGACAAGUUCCCCCCGCCCGCGCCGCCCCCGCACCACCACCACCACCAUCACCACCACCACCACCACCACCACCCGCACCCGGCCGCGCCGCACCCGCACCCGCACCCGCACCCGGCGCCGCACCCGCCGCCGGCCCCGCACCCGCCGCCGGCCCCGCACCCGCCGCAGCGGCUGGCCGGCGGCGGCCUCAACGGCGGCUUCGCCCUCCUGCGGGACGAGCGGGGGCUGGCGUCCCUCAACGGGCUCUACCCGCCGCCCUACCCCAAGGACGUGGCCGGGCUGGGCCCCGGCCUGUCGCCGCUGGCGGGGUCGGGGCUGGGCGCGCUGCACGGGCCGCAGCCGGGCCUGCCCCCGUACGCCGACAAGAUGCUCCCGCCGAACGGCUUCGACGGCCCGCACCCGGCGCUGCUGGGCCGGCACGGCGAGCAGCAGCCCCUCGGCCCGCCGUCGGCCGGCCUGGUGCCCCUCAACGGGCUGCCCCCGCACCCGCACGCCCACCUGGGCGCCCCGGGCCCCGGGCAGGUGCUGGGCGGCGGGCGGGAGGCCCCCCCGGCGGGGCCCGGCUCCGGGCCCCACGGCCCCGGCCCCCACGGCCCCGGCCCCCACGGCCCCGGCCCCGGCCCCGGCCCCGCCGAGGAGAUCAACACCAAAGAGGUGGCCCAGCGCAUCACCACCGAGCUCAAGCGCUACAGCAUCCCCCAGGCCAUCUUCGCGCAGAGGGUGCUGUGCCGCUCCCAGGGCACCCUGUCCGACCUGCUGCGCAACCCCAAGCCCUGGAGCAAGCUCAAGUCCGGCCGGGAGACCUUCCGGAGGAUGUGGAAAUGGCUGCAGGAGCCCGAGUUCCAGAGGAUGUCCGCGCUCCGCCUGGCAGCCUGCAAAAGGAAAGAACAAGAGCACGGGAAGGACCGAGGAAACACCCCCAAAAAGCCCAGGUUGGUCUUCACGGAUGUCCAGCGUCGAACUCUACAUGCAAUAUUCAAGGAAAAUAAGCGUCCAUCCAAAGAAUUACAAAUCACCAUUUCCCAGCAGCUAGGCUUGGAGCUGAGCACCGUCAGCAACUUUUUCAUGAAUGCAAGGAGGAGGAGUCUGGAUAAGUGGCAGGAUGAGGGCAGUGCCAAUUCAGGCAAUUCAUCUUCUUCAUCAAGCACUUGUACCAAAGCAUGAAGGAUUAACCACGGACUCAAACCUCGGUGGAAAAGCUUUAAAUUAAAUAAAAAUUUUUAAAAACCCCAGAAGACAAAGACUGGAACCUCAAGAGAGCAGGUUUAUACUAUUUGAAAAAAAAAAUAUUUAUAAGUCCAAAGAAACCAAAGACUUAGCUCACCUGCAUUUUCGACUUUGUUUCCGGAACUCACACUUCGGCAAGGGGACGGCUCGGCCAAUGGACGAACAAGCCGCUGGGUCUUACGCCUUCAGCUCACGAUCAUUUCUUGGUACUUGCCUGGUCCGUGGGUUGGAGGGCCGUGAUUUCUCGCAGUCGAAUGGUCACCUCAUCCGAUCCAGCGCUUUCAUCGCCGGCCAUGCCCCACCCAGGUGGCUGGGGGGUCUUCGCACUGUGCACACAGGCCGGGGUUUAGGGACUUGGUCAGGGCCGGUCUUCGGGAAGGGUUGGGAUGGCGGAACCACGGGUGUGCGGCGGCGUCUGCAUUCAUUGGGACGGUGGUGUGAUUUCGCUCCUUUAUCGUUUGAACCUGCCUGGCAAGAGCCCUGCGUGCGGGUUCAAACCCGGCAGAGAAAUUUGGAACCAGUGCAUUCUCUUUGUUUGUUAAGGGAUGUUCAGAUCUAAAAAAAAAAAAAAAAGAAGAAAAAAAAAAACAAAAAUCCAUCCAUGAAAAAAAAGUUCAUCUCCUAGGUACCAAAGAACACAUUUAAUAUCCUAGUGCAGGUAUUUUAUUGCAAUGAUUUUAAUAUUCCAAAGCUAUUUUUACACAAAAUACUAUGUAAAGUUAUAGGUAUAAACUGAUCUAGCUGUAUGACACAUUACACACAUAUAAUCACGACUGUUAUUUCCAAUUCUUGCAGCAUUUGUUUGAUAGGUUGAUUUUCGGAACUGGCAAGAAAGAAUGUAGCUUCAGAGGAGCAACCAAGGUGCCAGCAGAGAGGUCAAGGCAGCACGUGCCCUGAUGGGCUAGAUUCUCUCCCUGCAGUCCCCGUUAAUGUUCCUUAGGUUUAACCUGACGGAAGAUGCCCCAAAUCUUCACAAACCCCAUCCAGGACUCCCCACUAAGAUUCCAUCUGCGGCCCAGGCCGACCCCAGCCCCUGCCAUAAAAGGGUCCGAACGUUGUACCAGGCAAACACAGUUCGACAGGUUCUCCCACCCCCAACAAACACACACACUGAGGAAAGGCCUGAGACCCUCCUGAUGGGAUUUCUAUUCUUUCCAGGUCUUCUUCCCAAAGUGUUAAAAAUGGGAAGACGGGGAGUUUGGGUGGCAGAGGGUCCUGAAAGAGAAGGUUUUACCUCAACAAUUUCAGCCUCCAUAGAAAUUCACAUUCUUUCUUGUUGCUGCUCCAGUGAGAAGGGUAAUGCAAAUCUAAGAUUCCACUCUCUUAAGAGUUGUCACUGAUAGGGUCCCUGAAUCAAUUCUCCAAACAGAAUGUGACACACUGCUCCAUUCUCCUCAACAGAAUAUGACCUUGCUCUAUCCUCCUCACAUUUCUGCCCAAACCCAGACAGGGCCAAGGAGAUUUCUAGAACCAGAAGUGAACUAAAGAUAACAAAGGGGUAUUGGAGUCAGAGCGAGGUCACCUACAGAGGUCGGAGUUCCCUCUGGAAAGUUAUCUCCUAAUUAAAAUUAGACUAAGAGGCUGACUUGCGCGAGUUUAGUUGCCUCGGCUAUUAAACUAGAGUCUGGCAAAAUGUAAUUCUCUUGUCAGCAAAGAGGCUGCACAAUUUUGACACACUUUGGGGAUCCCUAGGACCAAGCUCACUGAAUUCUAGUCGACACCAUUUCGGAAAGAUGCAAGACUAAACUGUCAUGACUCCUCCCGAGACCACCGCUGAGUGAGAAAAGGAUGCCAACAUCCAAACUACCAGUUGAUUUUUUACCAAAAAAAAAAAUAAUAAUAACCCAAAAGCUACAGUGCAUUUGCCUUGUGGGGUUUUCUCUGUUUUUAUUUUUUUCCAAAAUCCUAGUCUUUUUUUUUUCAACAUUGCCUUCUAUGCACACCAUAAUUAUCAAAUCAGAACUCGGCUAUUGAAAGAAAACAUUUAAAUUGUGUCCCUUCAGGUUCCUCUAUAAAUGCACUGUCGGAACUGUCUGAAUAGAGGGACGGCACCAAUUGAUAUGUACUCUCUCCAGGAUUAAAAACUACUACAUAAUUUACUUAUAAUUUAUAGAAAAAAGCCUUAUUUAAAACUUGACCAUGAAAAAUGCAGGGAGAUUCAAAAUACAUUACCACAUUUUUAGAAUUUUCCAUCGUAAUGUCUUUUGAAAAGCAAGCGAUUUACCUAUUUGCUCAAACCAAAGAGAAUAUUCAUACCAGCGUAGAAUUUGCACCAAUAUGCAUUUUCAGAACCUAAAGUUACUCUUCCUCAGAAAUAAUUGUUGCACGAGUUGAUUUUCUUCUUUUAAUCAGUCUUCUGUUCGGGACUAUAGAAGACAUUCGCUGUUUAAAAUCAGUUCUGGACAAAUUCAGCCUCCUCAUACUCAAUAGCCUAAUCCUAUCUCAUGCCCCGGGAACACCUUCUUCACUCCCACUCCCAAUGCCACGAGGAAAAAGAAAUGACCCAAGUUCUGGUUAGUUUUUUAUUGAUCUUGUGUUCGGGAUACCGACCCACUCCAUUGACCGAAACAGAAUCCCCACCACUGCCUGACUCACUCGAGAUCCGAUCGCUUGGGGGUCCCCUCACAAAACUGACCCCAGGAAAACAUUUUACAUUUCUUAGUUCCAAAGCUGCACUUAAACGAUCCCCUUCCCAGUUCCUUGAGAAAACAGAUCCCACCCGUCAAUCGAUCGUUCAGGUCCGGCCACGCCAGGAAGGGUUCUCUACGGGGAGCCGAGCGGGGGGUGCGGCGGGAUGGCGGGAGAGGGUCUGGGGAGGUGGGCUGGACCUCUUGAGAGACAGGGCUUCAGGCUCAGUUCAGGAGAAAGGGUUCUGGGCCCAGGGCUUAGCACGCCAAUCUCAGAAGGCCGAUUCCAGAGACCAAAGAACCAGGGCGGUAAGGGGAGGUGGAGGGGUCGGGGCGACGGAAGGCCCAAGGUUGAACUGACCAGUGCCGUUCCCCCGGCUCCAAAGCCAUAAGGGCCGCUUUCCUUUCGGGAAGCGCUGGGCUCGCUCUCCCCGCUCUCCUGGACAGCCUCGUCCUCGCAGGCUGAAACAGACCUAGCUAUACCAAAGAGUCGUAGGACACGUCUCCUCACGUGAGCUGCAAAAAGCCCCUCCCCUUCUUCAUACAUCAAGGAUGAAAACUAUGCAUUUAGCAAACAAAGAGAAAGCACUAUCUCCCUUUUCUAACUCGCCGUGUUUAGGGUGCAUUCACCGGUCGGAGGCCAUUUUGAGACUGGUUUGGCCUUCGGGUUUGUUAUUGUGGUGUGGUUAGCUUUACAAUACAUUUGGUAACUAUUUCCUAAAUGUUAAGGACAAAGAAGCAAAAGGUAAGAAAUAGCUACUUCCACGUGUAAAAAAAAAAUGUGUAAAGAUUGCUAUUUAUAGUGUGAACCAAAGACGCUACCUCACUCGAUUUCCAUUGGUGAUUUUAAUCACAUUGAUGAUACCAAAGAAUACCAAAGAUAUUUCAUGCACGGCCUUGUUCUGCAGAGGGAACUCAGCUCCUCCCCCCGCCCCCUCCCCGCGCCCCUCUUGCCUUCCCUCCCCCUUCCCAAUGUUCACUCAGUGUGUAGACUUACCUUCAUUCUGAAUAAUAAUAAUGGUAAUCAUCAUGAUAUUAAUAAUAAUAACGUGAACAUGACUACUGCUAGUAUUACUUAAUAAAUCUCUAGGCGAACAUAUUGCAAACUUUGUAAACUCAUAGGACGAGUGCCUUGCUUGAACCAAAGUGUUAAACCGCUGUCGACCUCUCUCACCUUAUACUCUUUGAAUACCUCAGCCUCUUAGAAAGGCCACUAAUGAAAAAAAAAAGGAAUAAUUAUUCACCGUGGUGCUUUUCCCGUGCAACCAUGCAAUGAAGCUUUCUUUGAUACCAAAGGAAAAUUAUUUUUCCCACUUUCUCGCUGACAAACCAAAGCUCCUCCUUCUCCUUCUUCCCUUGAGAUGCUCCCAUCACCGCUGAGUCCUUCCGGCAGACGAGGCCGUGCAUCGCUUUUACCAAUUCCUCCAAAUACCUCAUAGUAAUAAAUCUUUAGGGUUACGUUGUAUAGAGAGUCUAUGUGAUAAGGCAGAACUUACUAGUUUGAUAAUUGUUAAAAAUUACUUUUCAAAAAGCUUUAUAAUUCGUAUUUAUUUUGUAGUUUGUGUCGUUGGGGCGUUUUCGUUGUCAUUCUGUUCGAGGGUUUGUUUUGUUGACAGAACUGCUCGGUGAUGCUCAAGGAUGACUAUUUCUGGAAGUGUUUCCCAGAUUGGUUAAGGGUUGCGUAUGAUUGCAGGAAAGGAUAUGAUGCUUAAUUAUGGAAUUUUGUGUUUGUUAGGUGACGUUUUUUUCACAGGGUAAAAAUAUAUAUAUAUAUUCUCUUGUGACACUGGGUCGCUAUUUUUUCUCUAUAAUGUGCUGUGAUUUUUAAUUUAAUUACGUUUUGUAUGAGCUUAUUUAAUCACUGCUUUAAUUUAUGACUGUGUAGUUGAAACAGAAAAUUGUAUAUAGUAGAUUUGAAACAGCCAAA
Ornithorhynchus anatinus (platypus) is the source of this 6188-nucleotide messenger RNA. RefSeq names its product one cut homeobox 1 (gene ONECUT1). The coding region runs from base 36 to 1571 and encodes 511 amino acids. The record is from RefSeq and is a predicted model, not a curated record. Gene Ontology annotation, biological process: regulation of transcription by RNA polymerase II. The transcript has 2 exons. Gene Ontology annotation, molecular function: RNA polymerase II cis-regulatory region sequence-specific DNA binding; DNA-binding transcription factor activity, RNA polymerase II-specific. Lineage: Eukaryota; Metazoa; Chordata; Mammalia; Monotremata; Ornithorhynchidae. Gene Ontology annotation, cellular component: nucleus.